Xylona heveae TC161 is the source of this 1415-nucleotide messenger RNA. RefSeq names its product porphobilinogen deaminase. Gene Ontology annotation, cellular component: cytoplasm. NCBI's taxonomy places the organism in Eukaryota, Fungi, Ascomycota, Xylonomycetes, Xylonales, Xylonaceae. The record is from RefSeq and is a predicted model, not a curated record. The transcript has 3 exons. Gene Ontology annotation, molecular function: hydroxymethylbilane synthase activity. Gene Ontology annotation, biological process: heme biosynthetic process. Bases 143 to 1168 code for a protein of 341 amino acids.
UGGAAACAACCCCUCUCUGAUCAACAGCAUUAUCUUCAAACCAGACAAUUGAUACAAUCUGACAGCCCUUUGAAUUUAUUGCGAGACCUCCAACUACUAGACUGCAAGACCCAUCACCAGCAAAACCAACGACACGGACUCAAUGGCGUCGAGCACUACCCCCGCCGCCGCGGUGGCAGCUGGAGAGAAAGAAAUCGGGAUUGGCACGCGCAAGUCUCUCCUUGCCAGGAUCCAAGCGGACAUGGUGCAAGCGGCGCUGCAAAAAGCGUGGCCGGACAAGAAAUAUGCCAUCCACGCCAUGAGCACCAUGGGCGACAAUAACCAGGUCACGGCGCUGCAUGAUUUCAACGCAAAGUCGCUCUGGACGCACGAGCUCGAGGCGCUCCUGUUGGAAGGGAAAUUGGAUUUGAUUGUGCAUUGCUUAAAGGAUAUGCCCACCCAACUCCCCCCGACCCUCUCCAUCGCCGCCGUCAUGGAGCGCGAAGACCCGCGCGACUGCGUCAUCAUCUCCGCCAAAUACGCCGACAAGGGAUACACGACACUGGCCUCGCUGCCCGCCGGGUCCGUAGUGGGAACCUCCUCCGUGCGCCGCAGCGCGCAGAUUGCGCGGCAAUACCCCGAGCUGAAAUUCGCCGACGUGAGGGGCAACGUCGGCACGCGGCUGGCCAAGCUCGACGACCCUGAGAAGCCAUAUACCUGUCUCGUCCUCGCCGCCGCGGGCCUCAAGCGGCUGGACCUCGCCGCCCGGAUCUCGCAGUAUCUCGAGUCCGACAAUGGCGGGGUCCUGCAUGCUGUCGGCCAGGGCUCGCUCGCGAUCGAGAUUCGCGCGGACGAUGCAGAAACCCUACAGCUCCUCGCCCCGCUCGAACAUGUCCCCUCCAAACUCGCCUGUCUCGCGGAACGCUCCCUCAUGCGCACCCUCGAGGGCGGCUGCUCCGUCCCGAUCGGCGUCGAGACGAAGUGGACGGCAGAGAAGCAGCUGUCGAUGAAGUAUGCGGUGGUCAGCAUCGACGGGACAGAGUCUGUGCAUGGCCAUAUCGAGCGCGCGGUCACGACGGUGGAAGAGGCCGAUCAGCUGGGCUGGGAUGCGGCGCGGGAUCUGGUCGAGCGUGGCGCGGGAAAGAUUCUGGAGAAGAUUAAUCUGAAUCGAAAGUUGGUUGAUGCUUAGUUGUUAGUUCUCUCUCUCUUCUUGUUUCUAGCAUGACUAUUGCACCUAUCCGCAUCCUUGCAUCCUUGCAUCCUUUGCAUCUACUUGCUACAGUCUAUCCUCGUGGCGUUUUUGGGCGUUCAAAGCAAUCAUUCGCACAUUCUAUCUUCUUUCUAUCUUCCCCUCUCACCUCUUAUCUUCUCCCGUCUUGUUUUUUUUUUUUUAGAUAGGAAGAUAGUUUAUCAACAAGACAAUCUCCAUUUCCAUU